UUGUCCCCUGCUCCUUCCUCUAGGCAGACACCCACUCUAUCUUAUCAUUUAGAAUAGCAGAUUGCUAGAGUUAUGGUUAUUGUGUCAGGUUAAACAGUACCCAGUACGCUGGAAGUGUGAGACUUCAGGUUGGUAGAUUCUUAAGGAAACAGAAACCUAAUCCCGAUCAGGCUCUGAAUCAAGAGUCCUCUCAGAUGCUGAACCUAUUAGACCUCAGAAUUAGAUUCUGAAUUUCGAUUUUUAGCUAUCUCAAAAAUAUGAUCUCUGCAUUUGGUUGGUAUAUGUAGUCAUAGCACUCUCUCAUUAUUCGAAGUCAACAUUAGUUAAGUGUAACAUUUAUUAGGUACAAUGAUAUAAAAGUGGAUAAAAAUAUUUAUGAUUUAUAUUUUACUGGAGAAAACGUGCCAGUAAGAGGGCCCACCCAAAAAGAAUAUAGUAUAGUGUGAUUUGACCAAAGUAAAGAUGCACAGGUUGUCUUGGAGCACACAGUAGUGAUAAUUGGCCUGACAAAGGGGCUUAAGGAAGACCUCCUUCAGAUAAAUCUUAAAAGAUGAAAGAGCCAGUCAAAGAAAGAAUGAAAUGGCAGAGAGGUUAGCAUGAUCCAAGGCACAGAGGAAAGAAAUAAUGUGGUAUUAUAAGCACUUGGGAAGUACCCAGUGGUAAGUGUGCAGGACUGAGACUAAAGACAUAAGUAGGGGUAAGGUCAAAGAAGGCCUUAUAUGCUAUAUACACCAAGGAGCUUGAACUUCUGUAUGUACUCAAGUCACUGAAAAGUUUUAGCAAAGGAGUGACAUGCCCUCACUCCCUAGCUAGCUAUGGGGAAAGUGUUAGCUGAGCUGGGCCUUGAAAGGUAGAACUAGAAGAGGAGGACAAGGUGCACAAGAGUUAGGUGAACAAGAACAGGGACUAUCCAGAGAAUGAGUAAUCUGGCUUUUGUCUCUAGUAUAGGGGGGAUGGUGGGGGCAAGUAACAGAAGAAGCCUGGAGGAUAGGGGAAGUCAGAGGCUUCAUCCUUAGAUAGGGAGUGGCAAGCUUGCAAAGAUUUUUGAGCUUAGAGUGUCAAGGUCCUAAGUUAUGCUUUAGGAACAUUUCUGUCAGUAGUGUCACCAGUAGAAGUUUAAGAUCAGAGAGGGAAAAGAAGGAAUAGAGAGAGUACUGAGGAUUUGGCAGUAGGGGUUAAAAAGAGGGUGAAUGACAAAUGCAUGAAAUGUAAUUGACAGGAUUGGCAGCUGGUGAGAUCAAAAGAGGAAGCAAAGAUGAUAUCGUGGCUUUGAACCUGGAUGGCUAAGAAAGCUACGGGGCUGUGGAAUGAUGUAGGGAAGAACAUGUUUUAUUUAGUAGGCACAUCGCCAAAUUAAUUUUCUUAAAACUCCACUUUGCUCACGGCACUCCUCUGUAUAUGAAUGUUAAAUUGUUCUCUUGUUUUUGCUUGAAGGCUAAACUCCUCUACCCUGUGUGCUUUCAAGACUGUCUUUAAUCUGACUUCCCAUGAUCUAACCAUCACUCCUCUAUACUUUUUAGAGCAUUCUUAACCUCUUUCAUGUUCAUUCUUGUUUCUAUUCUCUCCAUCUUCUCAGCCAAGAAUGCCUUUACCAUGCCUUUCAGCUUUAAUAAACCGCACGGAGCUCGUCUUCUACUGGAUAACUCCAACUGCCGUUUAUCUCUCCUUUUCUAAUUUCUUAGAAUGUUUUUAUGUAUCAUAAAUUUUAGGCAUUUCGUUAUAUUCCAUCUUGCACUUUUGAGUGACUCUUGGAUGUUUGUUUCUCCAACAUGAAGUUUGAGCAUUUACUGUUUAUAUCUUUUCCCAAUGUAAAUCAUUCUUUUUACAUCCUUAUGUAAAAUAUGAACAUAUUUGGAUCUUCUUGUUUUUAGAUUUUCUACAACUCUGAGAAUUUUAGGCUGACUGUGAAAGCCAGUUCAAAAAGCAUUGUGUUGUUUUGCUGGCUAUCUCAUGCCAUUCUUCUUUUGAUGGCGGCUCCCUUCAUAAUUGGUCACAUUUACUUUGAUUCAUGAAAAUGUAUUCUUUUAUUUUUGUGCUGUGUAUAUGUCUAUGUGGUCCUUAUGGAUUUGAGUUCUCAGUGAUUAGAGAUUACAAACGGGAUGAAGGCUCAAGGGCCAGGUUUGGCCACCCAGUUUUUGUUGUUGUUGGUAAAAUAAACUUGUCUGAAAUAAUUUUAGAUUUACAGUAAAGUUGAAAAGAUACUACAGAGUUCCCAUACGUCAGUUUCACCCAUUAUUAACAUCUUAUGUUGUGUCCUGUACAUUUGUCAAAACUAAGAAACUGACAUUGCUACUAAUUAAACUCUAGACUUCAUUUAGAUUUCACCAGUUUUUCUGUUUCCUCUUUAUGUUCUAGGAUCCAACCCAGGAUACCACAUCGCAUGUAGUUGUCUGACUCCCCAGCCUCUUCUGGUCUCCACACAGUGUUUUUAUUAUUAUCCUUUAAAUUUUCAAUUGAUUGCCAACAUUGAAAAAUUAGUAGAGUCCACCUAAUCUAGAAUUCCAGCUUCUUACAGUUCAUACUGUCAACAUCAUUUUUUGUCUUUUUAUACAGUAAAGUCUGUAUAAAGCUCACGUUUAGCCACAUGUGGCUAUGGGUACUGAGAAAGUGAAAUUUUAAUUUUAUUGCCGUGCAUAGCUCUAGAGCCUACUUGAUUGUUAGAGUCAAGGUUUUAGUGCUCACACUGAACAUACCUAGUUAGGCUAUAGCACCCCUGUAGAAUUUUGUCUUAAUGAAGCUUAUUUCUAAGACAGCUGCCUUCUCCAGUUAAAUAGUACCUAUAGAUGUUGCUGCAUUUGGUGGUAAAACUUUAUAUAAAUGUUGGAGUUGUGUCAGAUACUAUAAAUUAAAGUUGUUUGUAAAGAACAAUGGAUGUCUCUAUGAAGACAAUGGAUGUUUAUUUCUGGUGGCUGUGGGUCCAUGAUUCACCUAGUAAAGGUAUGGACCAGUGUAAUAAGUGAUAUGGUGAAAUUCUUGAGAGUUUUAUUCUUAUCUUUUGGCUUCAACUUUGAAAAACUGGGAAGAGCAUGAAUGUUUGAAUAUUUAAAUGUCUUUUAAAAAUAUGUAUGAAUAUCUCCUUGAAGGAGCAGGGAGGUGAUGAGCUGAGUUAUAGAAGGGGAUGGAUAAAUUUCAGAUGACCUGUGGCCUUCAUAGUGUAAAGACAGGAAAGGAGUUAAUGUCCUAUCUUCAAAGUGUCCUUGGGAACUCGAUGAAGAAUAAAGGUAUUUUUUAAAACAGGCUUUGAACUUUGAUGCUGGCUUGUUUUAGAAACAUGCUAAUUCUAUAUUCCUUGCAAAAGAAAAAGUACUGUUGAUUUUUGACAGCAAAUGUCUGUCUGUCUGUCUGUUGCACCAGUGCUUUCUUCAGAUGAUUUUAUAAGCAAGCUACGUUCCAAACAAUUAACCCUAAGCCUCCUAAGGGAGAUGUGGGGAGCCUGAAGUGAAAGCAGCAACAAAGAAAAAUUUUCUUGUAUUUUCUAGUGAUCACAUAGGAAAACAUGGUUUGUUACUGCUGUUCUCUUUCUGGAUACAGUAAGAACUCAAAUGAAACUUAAGCAAUGUUUAAAAUACAAGUUUUUCUCUGCCACAACUGGAAACCAUUGUUCUUAUUCAUUUCUAGCCUUAAAUUUCUUUUCCAUCAAACACAAUUUCAUUACCUAUCUAAGGGAAUGAUCGAAAUAUUCGAGAGCUAUGAAGUCAGCUGCAUGUCAGAUCAUAUCAUAGACAUGAUUGUAGCUAAUUUGAAUAUGUACUAUGUGCCAGGCACAGUGCUUUGUAUUUAUUUCAUUUAGUCGAGGAAAAUAUUCUAAAUAUUUUACCACUGAUACCAAAUGGGUACCACCCAUUUGGAACACGUGCUGGAGCAGGAUCCUAAAAGUUUCUUAAUGUGCUAAGUGUAACCCUUUAUUGAAUUUUGGGAAAUCUGUGGGGGCCAGGGCAGUAGGCUGGCCGCUCAGGGACUUCAGGUGGUGGGUAUUUAAAAAUUGUUAGGUGAGUAGGGCUUCAUCAUUGUGGAUUAGUACAAACAAUAUUACGGUAGCCUGUAUUUAACUCCAACAGAUUUAUGAAAAUAGAUAGUAUUAUCACCACUUAUAGGUGAAAUUUAGGCUAAGAAGAGUUAAGCAACUUGCUCACUGGUUAUAUAACUAACAAGUGCCUGAGCCAGGAUUUGACUACUAACUACCACUGGGGUUUCUUCGAAAACAACCUUACAGUUACAUGGAAGACAAAAACGGGAAGACUACACCAUUGCCCAUGCUUUAAUAAUGGUCAGUGAAUGAAAUAAAAUUAUUCUACUUUUUGAAAUAUUUCAGGAAGAUCUUUUAGCAGAUUUCCCUUUGGUUUAGGACAAUGAAAUUAAUAAAAAAUUGUAACACUAGCAGAAUUUUGUGAAUCGGGGGAUUUGACAACUUUGCAGUGAGCAAGGUGGUUGGCUUUUCAGGAAUCAUUUAAAAAGCUUUUAAAUUGUUUAUUACCUCUUUGAGUGUUGGUGAAAAAUAAUGUGAGUUUUAGGGACCAAGCAAGAAGCUGAUUCUAAAAGCGUUCCCGAUGCUUCAGACCCUUAGGGAAUGAAAACACAUCACUUUCUGGAGCAAAACCCUGAUGGCUAGAUUAGGUUUGAAAUGUUUUGCUACAGCUCUUUUAAGAGAAAUGUGAAGAGCCUUUUACAAAAAACAAAAACACACAACCUUCAUUACAUGUGUUCUUCAAACAGAUGGAGAUACCACCUUCUGAAGAGCUUGGGCAGUAGUAAAAUCCUUUUCCAAUGUGCCUUUUGACUGAUAAAUUUGCUGAAGUCAUAAGGACACAGUUUAACUUUUGGAAUAUGACUGAGAUGUGGCUGAGUUUGAGUCAAAGUAAGAAAAGUGUUUAAUUUGUCCUCUUUUCAUUGAUAAAUAAAGCACAUCUUUACAUAAGUUUUUCUUUUAAUCAUCACUGCCAGCAUCAGCCAUGUUUCACCAUCUCAUAAGAUCAUCCUUGGAAUCAGUGAUAAAUGAAAGAUAAUUGUCUAGUAACUCAGGGUUCCAAACUUAGGAUCCAUAAAAUGCUAUUGACUUCUUCAUUCAACAUUUGUGCAAUAUUUAUUGCGUGCUGCCAUGUUUCAAGUGAUCAACUGCCAACUGAAAGGUUGGCAGUUGAAAACCACCAGCGGCUCUGCAGGAGAAAGAUGUGGCAAUCUGCUUGUGUAGAGAUUUAUAGCGCUGGAAACCCUGCGGGGUCGCCAUGAGUCAGAAGCAACUCAACGGCAGUAGGUGGGUUACUUACCCUGUUUCAGUCACUGGUAAUAAGCAUGAACAAAACAAGUCCCAUAUCUCUGCCUGCACUGAGCUUCCAUUCUCACCUUUGUUUUAUUUCAGUAAAGGUGAACAUAUUUUUAAAGGCCUGAGUUGGUUAGCCUGUGAUCCUACCUUACCACUCCGUUUUCUACAUAAGAUCUUAAGUUUCUCAAUGACAGUGCCUCCUGCUAUAAUGAGUUUGAGGAACCUAACUUUGGUGGUGUGGGUGAGGGGUUACUGAACUGCAUAGAUUAUCAGAGGAGGAAACUGAGGCCCAAAUAGAUUGUGACUUCAGGUGUGUUGCCUACCCUUGUUCACAUAAUUGGCAUUUGUAGAACUAUUAGGGUAAAGAGAGGGAGGCCGCUCACUGCUGAAGACAGCAAUCUUGGAGAGUCUGGUCAACUCAAGACUGAGGUAUUCCCCAUCUUACCCAUUGUCGUCUAGUCGAUUCGGACUCAUAGCAACCGUACAGGACAGAGUAGAACUACCCCAUACGGCUCCCAAGGCAAUAAUCUUUACGGAAGCAGACUGCCACAUCUUUAUCCCAGUUGGUGGGUUCGAACCACCGACCUUUUCAAUUAGCAGCCAAGCUCUUAACCAUUGUGCCACCAGGGCUCCUUAUCACCUUAGCCAUCUCAGCAACCCAUUUCUGUCACCCACUUUGGGAGGCUCAGCUACUAAUAGCAGAACUAAGAAUUGAGAGCCUUCUUUUUCUCCACAUCGUACACAGUAGAAAUUGUGGCUUUUACAUUAUAGGCUAGUAUUAUGUAGUAUUGAAAAUACCAGGUUCUGAUUCCAAAUGGGCCCUGGUAGAAUAUUGAAUGUUCUGUUGCUUUAUGAGAGAUUGUAAAAGCAAAUGUAUGCUGAACUCUUUGAAGUAGCAGAGAUUCUUACUGUUUAAGGAUUUACUAAUGGCAGGUGUUUUUCUUCCUAUGGAAGCUAUGUAACAAGAUUUGUAGCUCUACACUAACAAGAGGAAAAAAACACUUCUACUUUUAUGGGAAAUGGUCAAUGAAAUUAUUUUUAGUGCCAGAACAGAUAAAGCCCAGUGUAAGCCAGCCUCAGCCUGCCAACUCUAAUAACGGCACUUCCACAACAACCAGCACUAAUAAUAAUGCCAAGCGAGCCACAGCCAACAAUCAGCAGCAACCGCAGCAGCAGCAGCAGCAGCAACAACCGCAACAGCAGCAGCAACCACAGCAGCAGCAGCAGGCCUUGCCUCGGUAUCCUCGUGAAGUGCCACCACGAUUUCGCCACCAGGAGCAUAAACAGCUUCUAAAGAGGGGUCAGCAUUUUCCUGUCAUAGCAGCAAACCUGGGAUCUGCUGUUAAAGUGUUAAACAGCCAGUCAGAAAGCAGUGCUUUAACAAAUCAACAGCCACAAAAUAAUGGAGAGGUGCAGAACAGCACAAACCAGUCAGAUUUAAACCACGAUACUUCAGGAUCCCAUUAUGAAAAUUCCCAGCGUGGACCUGUGUCUUCUACGAGUGACUCUAGCACAAACUGUAAGAAUGCUGUUGUAAACGACUCCUCUGAAAAAGAAGCAUGGCCCUCAAUCCCUGGCAGUGAUCCAGAGUUGGCUUCAGAAUGUAUGGAUGCUGAUUCUGCCUCCAGUCCUGAAUCAGAGAUAAACAUCACUAUCAUGGCUUCAGGAAGCACAGGUGGCGAAAAAGAUGGUCUUCGGAAUAGCACUGGACUAGGUUCCCAAAACAAGUUUGUGGUUGGUAGCAACAGCAAUAAUGUGGGCCAUGGAAGUAGUACUGGGCCAUGGGGUUUUUCCCAUGGAGCCAUAAUAAGCACAUGUCAGGUCUCUGUGGAUGCUCCUGAAAGCAAAUCAGAAAGUAGCAACAAUAGAGUGAGUGCUUGGGGCACUGUAAGUUCUUCAUCAAAUGGAGGGUUAAAUCCAAGCACUUUGAAUUCAGCUAGCAACCACGGUGCCUGGCCGGUAUUAGAGAAUAAUGGACUUGCCCUAAAAGGGCCUGUAGGGAGUGGUAGUGCUGGCAUCAAUAUUCAGUGCAGUACCAUAGGCCAGAUGUCUAACAAUCAGAGUAUUAACUCUAAAGUGGGUGGUUCUUCUACCCAUGGUACCUGGGGAAGCCUUCAGGAAACUUGUGAAUCUGAAGUAAGUGGUACACAGAAGGUUUCAUUCAGUGGUCAACCUCAAAAUAUUACCACUGAAAUGACUGGACCAAAUAACACUACUAACUUUAUGACCUCUAGUUUACCAAACUCCGGUUCAGUACAGAAUAACGAACUGCCUAGUAAUCCAGGGGCCUGGCGUGUGAGCACAAUGAAUCAUCCUCAGAUACAGGCUCCAUCAGUUAUGAAUGGCACUUCCAUUUCUCACCUUAGCAAUGGAGAGUCAAAAAAUGGAGGCUCUUAUGGUACUACAUGGGGUGCCUAUGGUUCUAAUUAUUCUGCAGACAAAGGUUCCGGCCCUAAUGGCCAAGCUAAUGGUGACACUGUGAAUGCAACUCUAAUGCAGCCUGGCAUAAAUGGGCCUGUGGGCACUAACUUUCAAGUUAACACAAAUAAAGGAGGAGGUGUGUGGGAGUCUGGGUCCGCAAGUUCCCAGAGUGCAUCAUGGGGAAGUGGAAAUGGUGCAAAUCCUGGAGCAAGUCGAAGAGGAUGGGGAACCCCUGCACAAAACACUGGCACUAAUAUACCCAGCGUGGAGUGGAGCAAACUGCCUAGCAAUCAGCAUUCCAAUGACAGUGCAAAUGGCAAUGGUAAGAAGUUUACAAAUGGAUGGAAAUCUACUGAGGAAGAGGAUCAGGGUUCUGGCACGUCUCAGACAAAUGAGCAAAACAGCGUGUGGGCCAAAACAGGAGGUACAGUGGAGAGUGAAGGUAGUACAGAAAGCACUGGACGCCUUGAGGAAAAAGUAACUGGGGAGAGUCAGAGUAGAGAUAGAAGAAAAAUUGAUCAGCACACAUUACUCCAAAGCAUUGUAAACAGAACUGAUUUAGAUCCACGUGUCCUGUCCAACUCUGGUUGGGGACAGACUCCUAUUAAGCAGAAUACUGCCUGGGAUACUGAGACAUCACCUAGGGGGGAAAGAAAGACUGAUAAUGGGACAGAGGCCUGGGGAAGCUCUGCAACACAGACUUUUAACUCAGGGGCAUGUGUAGAUAAGACUAGCCCUAAUAGUAAUGAUACCUCAUCUGUAUCGGGGUGGGGAGAUCCCAAACCUACUCUGAGGUGGGGAGAUUCCAAAGGCUCAAACUGCCAGGGGGGAUGGGAAGAUGAUUCUGCUGCUACAGGAAUGGUCAAGAGCAAUCAAUGGGGGAAUUGCAAAGAAGAGAAGUCCGCAUGGAAUGAUUCGCAAAAGAACAAACAGGGAUGGGGUGAGGGACAAAAAUCAAACCAAGGGUGGUCUGUUUCUGCCGGUGAUAACUGGGGAGAAACUUCAAGGAACAACCAUUGGGGUGAGGCUAAUAAGAAAUCCAGCUCAGGAGGUAGUGACAGUGACAGGUCCGUUUCUGGUUGGAACGAACUUGGUAAAACUAGUUCUUUUACUUGGGGAAAUAACAUAAAUCCAAAUAACUCAUCAGGAUGGGAUGAAUCUUCUAAAUCUAAUCCUUCCCAGGGAUGGGGAGACCCUCCAAAGUCUAAUCAGUCUCUAGGUUGGGGAGAUUCGUCUAAGCCAGUCAGUUCUCCAGACUGGAACAAGCAACAAGACAUUGUUGGAUCUUGGGGAAUCCCACCAGCUACAGGCAAACCUCCUGGCACAGGCUGGCUGGGGGGACCUAUACCAGCCCCAACAAAAGAAGAAGAGCCCACAGGCUGGGAGGAGCCAUCCCCAGAAUCCAUACGUCGCAAAAUGGAGAUUGAUGAUGGAACUUCAGCUUGGGGAGAUCCAAGCAAAUACAACUACAAAAAUGUGAACAUGUGGAACAAAAACAUCCCAAAUGGCAGCAGCCGUUCAGACCAGCAAGCACAGGUACAUCAGCUGCUACCACCUGCAAGUGCCAUCUCAAACAAAGAGGCAAGCGGUGGGUCCGGCUGGGGUGAGCCCUGGGGGGAGCCGUCUACUCCAGCCACAACUGUGGAUAAUGGUACUUCAGCAUGGGGUAAACCCAUAGACAGUGGUCCCAGCUGGGGGGAACCCAUUGCCGCGGCAUCCAGUACAUCCACGUGGGGCUCCAGCUCUGUUGGUCCACCAGUGUUAAACAAAUCUGGGCCAAAAUCUAUGCAAGAUGGCUGGUGUGGUGAUGAUAUACCAUUGUCUGGAAAUCGCCCCACUGGCUGGGAAGAGGAAGAGGAUGUAGAGAUUGGAAUGUGGAAUAGUAAUUCAUCUCAAGAGCUAAACUCUUCUUUAAAUUGGCCACCAUAUACAAAGAAAAUGUCAUCGAAGGGUCUGAGUGGCAAAAAAAGGAGAAGGGAAAGGGGAAUGAUGAAAGGUGGAAACAAACAAGAAGAAACAUGGAUAAAUCCAUUUGUUAAACAGUUUUCAAAUAUCAGUUUUUCGAGAGACUCAUCAGAAGAAAAUGUUCAGAGCAAUAAGAUGGACCUUUCUGGAGGAAUGUUACAAGACAAACGAAUGGAGAUAGAUAAACAUAGCCUAAAUAUCGGUGAUUACAAUCGAGCGGUCGGGAAAGGCCCUGGUUCUCGGCCUCAGAUUUCCAAAGAGUCUUCCAUGGAUCGCAGUCCUUAUUUUGAUAAGAAUGGCAAUCCCAGUAUGUUUGGUGUUGGAAACACAGCAGCACAACCCCGGGGCAUGCAGCAGCCUCCAGCACAACCUCUUAGUUCAUCUCAGCCUAAUCUCCGUGCUCAAGUGCCUCCUCCAUUACUCUCCCCUCAGGUUCCAGUUUCAUUGCUGAAGUAUGCACCAAACAACGGUGGCCUGAAUCCGCUCUUUGGCCCUCAACAGGUAGCCAUGCUGAACCAGCUAUCCCAACUAAACCAGCUUUCUCAGAUCUCCCAGUUACAGCGAUUGUUAGCGCAACAACAGCAAAGGGCGCAGAGUCAGAGAAGUGUGCCUUCUGGUAACCGGCAGCAGCAAGACCAGCAGGGUCGACCUCUUAGUGUGCAGCAGCACAUAAUCCAACAGUCUCGUCAACUUGAUCCAAACGUGUUGGUGAAGCAACCGACUCCGCCAUCUCAGCAGCAGUCACUCCAUCAGCCAGCCAUGAAAUCGUUCCUUGAAAAUGUCAUGCCCCACACUACACCUGAGCUGCAAAAAGGGCCAUCACCAAUAAAUGCUUUCAGCAACUUCCCUAUAGGCUUGAACUCAAACUUGAAUGUAAAUAUGGAUAUGAACAGUAUUAAAGAGCCACAGUCAAGACUAAGGAAGUGGACUACAGUGGACAGCAUUUCUGUGAACACAUCUUUGGAUCAAAACUCCAGCAAACAUGGUGCUAUUUCAAGUGGUUUCAGGCUGGAAGAAUCUCCAUUUGUUCCCUAUGACUUUAUGAACAGCAGUACUUCACCAGCCAGUCCUCCGGGUUCAAUAGGAGAUGGCUGGCCACGUGCCAAAUCGCCUAAUGGCUCUAGCAGUGUUAAUUGGCCGCCAGAAUUUCGCCCUGGUGAACCAUGGAAAGGUUAUCCAAACAUUGACCCCGAAACUGACCCUUACGUCACUCCUGGCAGUGUCAUAAACAAUCUUUCAAUUAAUACUGUGCGGGAAGUUGACCACCUCAGGGACAGGAACAGUGGGUCAUCCUCAUCCUUGAACACCACGCUGCCUUCAACUAGUGCCUGGUCAUCCAUUCGUGCCUCCAACUACAACGUUCCCCUCAGCAGUACAGCACAAAGCACUUCAGCCAGAAAUAGUGAUUCCAAAUUGACAUGGUCUCCUGGUUCAGUUACAAACACCUCUCUGGCUCAUGAACUGUGGAAGGUCCCUUUGCCACCUAAAAACAUCACUGCUCCGUCCCGCCCACCUCCGGGACUGACUGGUCAGAAGCCACCCUUGUCUACAUGGGAUAAUUCUCCCAUUCGUGUAGGUGGAGGAUGGGGAAAUUCUGAUGCCAGAUAUACCCCAGGUUCCAGCUGGGGUGAGAGCAGCUCAGGGAGAAUAACUAAUUGGCUUGUUCUGAAAAACCUCACACCUCAGAUUGAUGGCUCAACUCUGCGUACUCUGUGCAUGCAACAUGGCCCACUGAUAACAUUCCACCUGAACCUCCCACAUGGAAAUGCUUUGGUCCGUUACAGUUCAAAAGAAGAGGUAGUGAAGGCACAAAAGUCUCUGCACAUGUGUGUAUUGGGGAACACUACUAUUCUUGCUGAGUUUGCCAGUGAAGAGGAGAUCAGUCGUUUCUUUGCACAAAGUCAGUCUCUGACCCCUUCUCCCGGCUGGCAGUCUCUCGGGUCCAGCCAGAGCCGGCUGGGCUCCCUCGACUGUUCCCACUCGUUCUCCAGCCGGACGGAUCUCAAUCACUGGAAUGGUGCUGGGCUGUCGGGAACUAACUGUGGAGACCUUCAUGGCACUUCACUCUGGGGGACCCCACAUUAUUCCACAAGCCUGUGGGGUCCUCCAAGCAGCAGCGACCCACGGGGAAUUAGCAGCCCGUCCCCCAUUAAUGCUUUUCUUUCUGUUGACCACCUGGGUGGGGGUGGAGAGUCCAUGUAACAGUGUAGAUGUCGACUCACAAACUGUGACCUCAAGACGCGAAAGAAAGGAGCACUAAGUUGGGCUCGCAGCCUGCAGCCAGGGGCCACCUGUGGGAACAGCUAUUCUCUGCACAUUUUCCACUUUGUUUUCCCCAAAACAUAUCAGUUUGAAUACUUGAAUCAUGCAGGCCAAUAUUAUAAUGUGAAAAGGUAUCUAUUUACACUCCCAAAUAGCGCCAUACAUGCUAAACCAUAGAGAAUGAGCUCCCUUGUGUAUCUUCAUCAUGUUUAGCUUUUGGAAUCUUCCCCCCCCCCUUCUCUAUCUCCCCCCCCUUUUUUUUGUUUUAAUUUUUUGCAAAACCAUUUUUUGGGCUGAUAAUGUAUGAGCUUUUCACUUUGCACUGAAUGGUGUUCUCUCCGGCUAACCGGCAGUGUGGGGGGGGCAGCUGUUCCAGUGUAAAUGUUUACUCAAGGACGUUCUUCAAAGGUGUGCGCUCUCUACUAUGCCUUGAUGUCUGCCUACCUUAUUGUGGUAUUGUGGAGUUUAAAAGAUCAAGUUAUGAUACUGACUUAGGAUUAUUAAUGAAAGUAUUGCACCAGUUCUUUCAUGAUGUAAAACUAAAGAAUUUCGCUCUGCAGUUUGAAAAACUGUGGCCACAGCUGUGACUUGCAGCCCACCUGCCACCCAGGACGGGCCCUGCACUUUGAAUAGGCUUUCCAUUUUGUUUUGAAGGUUCCCAUGUUGAACCUUCUUGUUUACAGAUGUUUUUGUUUGUUUUUUGAGAAAAAAAAAAAAAAUGUUUACUCUUUCAUCAUUUAAAAAAAAAAUUUAAAAGACAAAAAAAAAAAAAAAGGAGGAUGAUUUAAAAGAUGCUUUCUAUCUCUGGGAAAAAGGCGCAGCAUUUGGCCAUGUUCUUUUGUUUUUCUAUUCCUGUCCUAAAUCAAAGAGCAUGGUUCUCAGGAAAACCAGUUCCCCAGUUAAUAAUAACAAAAUAAAACAAAAAAAAAAUAAAAUAAAAUAACUCCUUGUAGUUUCUUAUAGGAAUAAAAGAAAAACCCCAACUUUUAGCACUGAUACUACGUAUUGCCCUGUUAAAGAAUUUUCUCUGCCAAAAAAAGAAAAACGCUUAAAGCUGGAGUUUGACAUUCUGCUUUCAGACGCUGUCUUUUUAUUAGUGAGUGAUGAUGGUUUGCUAAUAAUCAAUAGGUAAUAAUUGUUUUUUGUAAUCCCAUCAAGUGGCUCUCUAUGUUUCUGCUCUCUUGUGACUGUGUUAAUGUUUAACUGUUGUACCUUAAAGCCGAGAUCAGUAACUAUGCAUACUGUAACCAAGGUAUUGGGCUUACAGAGUCGUUUGUUGUAUAAAGAAAAAAUUUUAAAUGUUGUUGCAAAACUUAACGAGUUACACCAUUUUUAAAAUUUCUUUCUCCCCUCCCCCCUUUUCGUUUUGCCCACAAAUGGUAUUAUAAUGCUUGCUUAGUCAAAGAAGAGACUAAACAAGGGUAAAAAUUUUAACAGCGCAGAUUUGCCAUCAUUUCAUUGCCUUGAUUCUAACUGUUUGUGUCCUAAGAUGCAAAAGAAGUCAGUGGCUUUUAACUGUUUACAAAUAGAAUGUGAUUGUAAAAUGUACAGUUUGGUUGUGUUUGAAUUAUGAAAUUUCAGAUAUAAUAAACCAUGACUUUUUGGCUGCUCAACA
This is a messenger RNA of Loxodonta africana (African savanna elephant), 13523 nucleotides long. It is a transcript of the gene TNRC6A, whose product is annotated as trinucleotide repeat containing adaptor 6A. Bases 6287 to 11848 code for a protein of 1853 amino acids. Gene Ontology annotation, cellular component: nucleoplasm; P-body. Gene Ontology annotation, biological process: positive regulation of nuclear-transcribed mRNA poly(A) tail shortening; miRNA-mediated post-transcriptional gene silencing. The transcript has 21 exons. The record is from RefSeq and is a predicted model, not a curated record. Gene Ontology annotation, molecular function: nucleic acid binding. NCBI's taxonomy places the organism in Eukaryota, Metazoa, Chordata, Mammalia, Proboscidea, Elephantidae.